Molecule: messenger RNA, 2184 nt
Organism: Closterium sp. NIES-67
Lineage: Eukaryota; Viridiplantae; Streptophyta; Zygnematophyceae; Desmidiales; Closteriaceae
Source: the annotation of a GenBank genome assembly
UUACGUGUUUCUCACAACCUGGCACUGCUUGUUUGUGAAGGCGCAGCCUCUACCGUUGCUGCUUGUCUGACAUUUGCUUGCAGGCGAAUCUGUCAGGUUGAAGUGGCCGCCUUCCUUCAGGGCUUCCUUGAAAUUCCAUCAAGCGUCUCUCGUUAAGAGCACGCUUUUAUCAAAAUCCUCGUUUUUUCUAGAAGCAGCCAUGGCGCUUGCAACCAACGCCACUAACGCUGGCCUGACAGCGAGCGCGGAGCUUGCCUCCUCCCUCUCGCAACGCUCGGCUGCACCAGCGCCAGCUCAGCAGCUCGCCUUCGCGUCGUCCGCCGCAUUCGGCGCGACGAAAUCCACCCGCGUCAAUGCCACGUCAGCCAACCGCGUGCAGCAUCAAACCAGGACGAACCAGCCUGGAAACAUCCGGUGCAAGGACUACCCGAAGCCGGAUUUCGACUCCGAGCCGCAGAGAGAGGCUCAGCAACUCUCGGCCUCGUUUAAGAACCUCCCGCGGCCCGAGAAGCCGCUGAAGGUGGCUAUUAUCGGCGCCGGAUUGGCUGGUCUGAGCGCGGCGAAGUACCUGGUGGAUGCGGGCCACAUCCCCACCGUCUAUGAGGCGCGCGACGUGCUUGGCGGGAAGGUCGCCGCGUGGCAGGAUGAGGAUGGCGACUGGUACGAGACCGGCCUUCACAUUUUCUUUGGAGCCUAUCCGAACAUGAUGGAGCUGUUCAAGGAGCUGGAUAUCGAGGACCGGCUGCAGUGGAAGGAGCACUCGAUGAUCUUCGCCAUGCCCGACAAGCCCGGCGAGUUUUCCCGCUUCGACUUCCCCGACCUGCCCGCGCCCGCCAACGGCGUGGUGGCCAUCCUGCGCAACAACGAUAUGCUCACGUGGCCCGAAAAGGUCCUCUUCGGGAUCGGUCUUCUGCCCGCCAUGAUCCAGGGCCAAUCGUACGUGGAGAAGCAGGACGGGCUGUCGAUCUCGGACUGGAUGCGCAAGCAGGGCGUGCCGGAGCGCGUGAACGAGGAGGUGUUCAUCGCCAUGGCCAAGGCGCUCAACUUCAUCGACCCCUGGGAAAUCUCCUCCACCGUCAUCCUUACGGCUAUGAACCGCUUCCUGCAGGAGAGGCACGGCUCCAAGAUGGCAUUCCUGGACGGCCCGCCCACCACUCGCCUGUGCCAACCCAUGGUGGACCACAUCACCCAGGGCGGCGGACAGGUGCUGCUGGAGAAGCGACUGAAGAGCAUCGAGGUGAACGACGACGGCUCGGUCAGGUGCCUCAAGUUCCAGGGCGGGGAGGAGGUCACCGCGGACGUGUACGUGUCCGCCAUGCCAGUGGACCCCCUCAAGCUGCUGCUGCCACCUGCAUGGAAGGCCGACCCCUUCUUCCAGAAGCUGGACGGGCUGGAGGGCGUGCCCGUGAUCAACGUGCACCUCUGGUUCGACCGCAAGCUCACCACCGUGGACCACCUGCUGUUCUCGCGCUCCAAGCUGCUCUCCGUCUACGCCGACAUGUCGGUGACCUGCAAGGGGUAUGCGGACGAGAACGCGAGCAUGCUGGAGCUGGUGUUUGCCCCGGCGAAGGACUGGAUUGGGAGGAGCGAUGAGGACAUAGUGCAUGCGACGAUGGUGGAGCUGGAGCGGCUGUUCCCCACGGAGGUGCGGGCGGACGGCAGCAAGGCGAAGCUGAAGAAGAGCAUCGUGGUGAAGACGCCGCGCUCCGUGUACAAGGCGGUCACCGGCCGGCAGGCGUACCGCCCCGGGCAGACCACCCCGAUUUCCAACUUCUACCUCGCUGGCUGCUUCACCAUGCAGAGGUACCUGGCGUCAAUGGAGGGGGCCAUCCUGUCAGGCAAGCAGUGCGCUGAUCAGAUCGCCAGCAGGGAGGCGGGGCGCAAGGCGCUCACGGGCAUUUCAGUGGAGGAGUUCCUCAAGAGGCAACCAGAGUUGGCCACCGUUUCCCUUGUUGCGGCUCUUGGGGUUGCUGGCGCGGCUGCUGCUCUUCUUGUGGCCACAACAGCAGCUACUGCUUUGCCACUGUGAAACUUGGUACAAUUUGUCCUGUUUGCUCUCAAAUAACCCAUUUUCUUAUGAGACCCUAUCAGCGAUUGAGUUGCACGCAGUUCCUCAUUUUUGUUUGGUGCGAAUAGUUUAGUCGAGGUAUUAAUAAAUUGUUCCUAAUGCAUUCCUGAAAUCAU